UUGUGGGAUACAUAGCUUAAUUUGUCGGUCCGCCCCCCCGCAGUAAGUGCUUCCUUCAAUAUCGCAUGUGAAAAAAGAUUUUAUGUUUGCCGCCAAUAGAUAUCAUCCCUCUUCAUAUCAAGUAUACGUGCAAGCAUAUGGGGGUGGUUGUUUGCAUGCACAUGUUUUUGGUCAAGUUAUAAUAAUAAGCUGACCUAGCUUAGCUUGCAAGCAGAAGCAUGCUGGCUGGUGAGAUAUUGUGUUUAUUAGUUUCAUCGAUACCAUUUUUUUUUUGCAAAUUUGCGAUGCUUUGGAUAUAUUAAUCAAAGUGUCUUCAGUGGUACGCAUGUGUAUAGUCCAUCGCUAAAGGAAGGCAUGCGGGCGGUUCUACGACAUAUCUAGCUACUGUUUCUUCCGUCUUGUUAUUUGCAAGAGCACCGUUAAACUUCAUACUUUUUUUAUAAUGAUUGAAAGUCACAGUCCUUGUACAAGUUGGUAGCAGGUUGAAUGGACCAAGAGCUGUGGCCUUCUGGGCUAAGAGUCCUGGUCAUCGAUAACAACAUUUCGUACCUGAAGGUUAUGGAGGAACUACUUAUCAAGUGCAGCUACAAGGUUACAACAUAUAAUAAUGUUAGAGAAGCAAUGUCCUUCAUCUACGGCAACGAGCAAACUGUUGACCUCAUCAUUUGCGAUUUGUUCUUUCCAACUGAAGACAGUUUACUGAUUCUGCAAGAAGUUACAUCAAAGUUUGGCAUCCCUACCGUGAUAAUGUCUUCAAACGGAGAUACGAGCACAGUGAUGAAGUACAUCACCAAUGGGGCUUCCGAUUUCCUGAUAAAGCCUCUGAGGAUUGAAGAACUGAAGAACAUCUGGCAGCAUGUGUUCCGGAAGCAAAUUGGGGCGGAGCACAGAAAGUGCAACAUUGCUCAACAUAUCGAUCAGCUGUCAUAUCGAACCACUACUGAAGCAACGGCGACGUUGGACAGUGAGAUAAGAGAGAAUAACGGGACGGUCACAGAUAUACUGGACCUCAGGAAGUCAAGGCUCAUCUGGACUAUGCAGCUGCACCGCCAAUUCAUUGCAGCUGUGAAUUCCCUGGGACCAGAGAAGGCAGUUCCAAAGAAGAUACUGGAAAUAAUGAAGGUUAAACAUUUGACAAGAGAGCAAGUCGCAAGCCACCUGCAGAAAUACAGGCUUCACCUAAGAAAUUCAUCCCAAACAUUGUACAAAGAUGAUACGCCUUCAUCGUCGAGCUAUCCCAACAAUGAAUCCAGCAUUCUAAGAACCCAACUCAACAGUUCUUCGAAUUCACUGUAUUUUGAUCAAGAUGGAUGCAUGGAGAUCGCGGACUACUCUUUGCCCAAGGACGACCUCUCAAGUGGCUCAGAAUGUACUCUGGGAGAACGAAACAACUACUCACCUGAAUGUUUUCAGGAUUUCAGAUGGGAUUCAGAUAAACAGGGAUCUGAAACAACGUAUCUAUGGAACUUCGAGGCAGAGUGAUUCUAUCACUAACAACAUGUCUGCCAGGAACAGUAGUAACACCAUAAGUAAUAAGCAUACAAUGUGCACUUAUGUGGCGUGUGCUGAAUAAUAAUAUCCCUGUGUACAGCAGUACAUCCUGAAUAAUAGCCGAGAGCCACUUUAUCUUCCAAGAAGUAUAUGUAUUCCGUUGCCUUAUGUCUCUAUAGUUCGGCACACUGGAAUGAUCAACUCACUAUAUGUUCGCGCCCUA
Molecule: messenger RNA, 1714 nt
Organism: Panicum virgatum (switchgrass)
Lineage: Eukaryota; Viridiplantae; Streptophyta; Magnoliopsida; Poales; Poaceae
Product: two-component response regulator EHD1-like
Exons: 6
Coding region: 487-1482 (331 amino acids)
Biological process (GO): phosphorelay signal transduction system; cytokinin-activated signaling pathway
Molecular function (GO): DNA binding
Source: RefSeq, a predicted model, not a curated record